Entrophospora candida is the source of this 690-nucleotide messenger RNA. The record is from the annotation of a GenBank genome assembly. NCBI's taxonomy places the organism in Eukaryota, Fungi, Glomeromycota, Glomeromycetes, Entrophosporales, Entrophosporaceae.
AUGUCAAAAGCAACGACAGCUCCUGAUCUCUCUUCGCCUUCAAAUAACCCUUCCGCAACAAUAACAAUAGAAGCUAGUGAAUUAUUAAAUCAAGAAAAACCAAAUAACGACGAUUUUAUGCAAAAUACUUUUGGCGCAGUUUAUUCGUCAUUAGCAUCAAGUUUAAGUAAAUCUUUUGAGGUGAUAAAAACAAUGAAUUCUGCAAUGGAACAAUUUCUUUUGUCAAAUCUUCAGAUUUUUCAACAUUUAGAAUAUAACGAAAAAAAUUAUUCUGGUUUAUUAUUGAUCACUAUUUCUAAUAAAAGUCCAAUCCCCAUCUCAAAUAUAUGUUGUGAAUUGAUUUUUGAGACAAUAAAUGAACAGAUAAUAAUAGACCCUGAUUUAGAACAUGUGGAAGCAUUGGUUCAAGAUUUGAAAGACAGGAGUUCAACUCGAGUCACUUAUUCAAUAUUCAAUAAAUCAAAAUUGGAUGCUGGUUUAUCAUCAUCGUCUUCACCUAAAAAUUUUACACUAUCUCCUUUAACAGAAAUUGUAGAAAAAUUGAGAAUAAUGGAAUCUAACAUAAUCAAGGGUAAUAACAUUUAUGCAAGGGUAAUUAUUAGAUUUCCAAGUCCUGGUACUAAUAAAGAACUAUGUAAAGAACAUAGAUUUUUGAUUGAAUGGGCCAAUCAUGAAAACAAUAUCAUUUGA